This is a messenger RNA of Magnolia sinica, 1884 nucleotides long. Its product is annotated as probable inactive receptor kinase At2g26730. The record is from RefSeq and is a predicted model, not a curated record. Gene Ontology annotation, biological process: protein phosphorylation. The transcript is spliced from 3 exons. Gene Ontology annotation, molecular function: protein kinase activity; protein binding; ATP binding. NCBI's taxonomy places the organism in Eukaryota, Viridiplantae, Streptophyta, Magnoliopsida, Magnoliales, Magnoliaceae. Bases 1 to 1803 code for a protein of 600 amino acids.
AUGCUGUCGAGAAAAGAUUUCAAUCUGUUGUCGUUAUGGUUAAUAUACACCAUAAGCUUCAUUUCAUUCACUGGGGUCCAUGUAGGAGGUGGGCCAUCAGAAUCUGCUUCUCUCAUCGAUUUCAUUCGAGCGGUCGAUCCUGGAAACUCAUUGGGAAUUAGCUCAAAUGGGUUUACGUCCAAUCGCUGCUUCGACCGUCCGAUGAUCUUCAAAUGCAAUUCAGAUAUCCAUAGCAUAACGGAGAUCAGGCUUGAAAAUUUGAAUCUCAGCGGUUGGAUCAACGCGGAUUCGCUGUGCAAGCUUCCAUCACUGCAAGUCCUUAGCUUAGCGAAGAAUCACAUCAUAGGAAGUAUUCCUGAUUCGAUAUCCAACUGCACGAGCUUGACCCACCUGAAUCUGAGCAGUAAUUCAUUGCAUGGGCGGGUCCCAGCCUCUCUAACCAACUUGAAGAAUCUCAGAAGCUUGGACAUAUCAAACAAUAGCUUGUUUGGGCCUGUCCCGAAUUUUGAACCAGAUCUUGAGCUGGUCUACUCAAUUACAAUGGAAUCGAAUACAACCGACAAUGGAACACAUUCACCAAAACUGGACUGGGAGAUUUCACCUCAGCCUUCUUCAGAAGAUUCAAAUAGAAAGAGAGGAGGAAACCUGAGAUGGGUCUAUAACUACAGCCCACUGCUUCUUGUACUCAUGUGUUUUGUGCUCUUCGUGGCCGUCUCGAGAAACAGAGUACCGAAAUCAUCAGAGGAGAAGGAGAAAAAGGUCUUCCUCCAGGACUCUCCGAGUCCUAUCAAGAUUCUAACAUCUGAAGCGAAGGAAGAAACGGAAACAGAGAACGAACAGUCGGAGCUUGUUUUCUUCGUCAACGAGCACGAGCGAUUCAAGCUAGAAGAGCUUCUUGGCUCUCCAGCAGAUUUACAGGGGCAGAGCUUUUACAGCACCCUUUACAAGGUGACGUUGAAAAACAACGACAGCUUUGCUGUCAAGAGAUUGAAGAAAUUGCAGGUCUCGAUGGAAGCAUUCCGGCAAAUGAUGAGGUGGGUGGGGAGCCUGAAGCAUCCAAACCUCAUACAGCUCGUCGCAUACCAUUCUUCAAAUGAAGACAAGCUUCUGAUCUACAGAUUUCAGAGGAACAAAAGCCUAUUAUACCUGCUCGAAAAUUAUGCAGACGGCAAGAGAGAUUUUCCUUGGCGGCACCGGCUAUCUAUCGCGAACGGGAUCGCAAGGGGAUUGGACUACAUAUAUAGAAAGUCAGUAGAUGAACAUGUCCCACAUGGGAACCUCAAGCUUUCUAAUAUCUUAUUAAAUGAGAAUGAAGAACCUUUGAUCAGCGAAUAUGGAUUCCAAAGAUAUAUAGAUCCGAAGAGAGCGGUGCUCUAUGCUUCGAACGGGUACAAAGCCCCUGAGAAGAGCUUAACAGAGAAGGCCGACGUAUACAGUUUCGGUGUAAUUCUUCUCGAGUUACUGACGGGAAAGACGAUAGAGAGGACUGGCUUGGAUCUUCCAAAAUGGGUCAGGUCCAAGGUAAGGGAGGAAUGGACGGGAGAGGUUUUCGACAGGGAGGUGAACAGAGUGGGAAACCAGUGGGCCUUCCCAUUGCUCAAUGUCUCUCUGAAAUGCGUGUCCCACUUGCCUGAGAAUCGACCGACCAUAGCAGAGGUCUUGGACAAGAUCGAAGAGGCCGUGAUUGGAGCGGAUGACUACUCUUUCUCGUCCGCCUCUUCUGUUGAAUCCACACAACGAGAUGGUUGUCUACUCCAAACAGUUAUACCCGAGGGAGGGGAAACUCCAGGUUCAGACCUUUAAAUGAUUGCAUAGCAUAAAGGAAUUAGAGGACAGUUGAUGAGAGGAACAGGGAUAGUAACCUUGGGUUUUCAGCUUGUAAAA